Messenger RNA from Jaminaea rosea, 1290 nucleotides. RefSeq lists its product as hypothetical. The transcript has a single exon. Bases 22 to 1080 code for a protein of 352 amino acids. The record is from RefSeq and is a predicted model, not a curated record. Lineage: Eukaryota; Fungi; Basidiomycota; Exobasidiomycetes; Microstromatales.
CCAGCAAGCAACGUCGAUUUCAUGUUCAAGCGCCUGGCCAAAUUCAAGCGACAGAGGGAGAGGGAUGAGGAGAAGGGCAUCGAUAUUAGCCAAGAUGCUGCACCGGAGACCAUGAUGGACGAGGACGAGGAUAGUGAGAGCGAGAGCGAGAGUGGGAGCGAGGAUGAUGACGAGGAGGAGCUCGAAGUCGAGGCCGAAGAGGAAGAUGAGGAAGAUGAAGAAGACGGCGAUGACGACGAAGACGCCGCAUCCGAUGCCUCUUCUGGCCUCUCAGUCCCGCCAAUCAGCAUCAGCACCUCCCUCACCUCCCCUUUCUACACAUCCCCCGACUCACCCCUCAAAGCCGGUCAACCCUGGACAUCAUGCGUUUGCUGCCCACUCGCACAACUCAAGUCAACCCAGCAAGUCGACGUACAUGCAGGGAGCAAAGCACAUAAGCGUCGACUAGACCGUUACAGGACCUUUGUGAGGGAGAAGCUCACCAGGACGGAGAGGGAAAAUGACUUCGAGACUGGAGGGGCAGAUCCGAGAGCUAUUGUGAGGGAGAUGGAAGCGGAGCAGAUGAGGAGAGAGGAAAAGGAGAAGGCUACGAGGGUGAAGGUAAAGCCAGCCUCAAAGCCAGCAUCUUCGAAGAAUGGGUCAGCGCCGUCUGAGUGCGCAGAGGCUGGGCGAUCAGAGAAGGCAAAGGCCAGGCAGGAGCGCAAGAGGGCCAACAAAAUGGCAUGGAAGCAGGCAAAGGAGGAGCGCCGUAAGGCCAACAAGGAGGCGAAGCAGCAACAGCAGGAUAAGAAGGACGAGGCUGCAAAUGGUGACGAUGCAGAGCCAGCGGCUGAACAGAACGGUGCAGACAUUCAGACUGCCGCCGCAUCGCCAGCAGAGUCAACGAAGAAGGACAACAAGAAGAAGGACAAGAAGCGCAGCCGCGAAGAGGAAGGUGCAAAUGGCGCAGCAGCCGAGCAGCAAGGGCCCAUCGAGGCAAAGAUCUCCUCUACGGCCCGCAAUGAUGAGGCGUCGCCGGGCAAGAAGAAGCAGAAGAAGAAGAAGAAGCAAAAGAUAGCGGCUACGCCUGUAGCGGCUUGAGCGCAGGCUAUCGGACGAGCAGCGGGCGUCCUCUUCAUUGUACUUGUAUCGUUACUAUGCAAUCAUUCGUCUCCUUUGGCUUUGCCUCAGACGUUGGCCCCCUGGUCGGGUUGGUGGGAACGACACGACGGCCGGCUCAGAUAGGACAACCCGUGCAGCACACUCGAGUACGCUGCGUCACGCCGCACUGGUUGUGGUUUUGUUGAUGUU